Messenger RNA from Eimeria acervulina, 1523 nucleotides. RefSeq lists its product as hypothetical. The transcript has 2 exons. NCBI's taxonomy places the organism in Eukaryota, Apicomplexa, Conoidasida, Eucoccidiorida, Eimeriidae. The record is from RefSeq and is a predicted model, not a curated record. The annotation marks the transcript as partial.
AUGGCAGAAUCCUCACCUGCUGGGGUUGUAGUUGGUCUUGUUAAGUCCCUAUCUGAUGCUAUUGACGUAGGCCUUGUUCUCCUGGUUGUUACAGAGUCCUCAUCUGUUGUCGGAGGCCUCGUUCUCCCGGUUGCCACAGAAGCCGCUUCCGUUGUCGUAGGCCUUGUUCUUCUGGUUGUCACAGAGUCCUCAUCUGUUGUCGUAGGCCUUGUUCUCCUCGUUGUCACAGAGUCCCCUUCGUUUAUCGUGGAUGUUGUUCUCCCGGUUGUUACAGAGUCCGCCUCCGUUGUCGUAGACCUUGUUUCUCUGGUUGUCACAGAGUCCUCUUCCCUUGCCAUAGGUCGUGUUCUUCUGGUUGUCACAGAUUCUUCAUCUGUUGUCGUAGGUCUUGUUCGUCUAGUUCUCACAGCGUCCUCUUCCGUUGUCGUAGGCCUUGUUCUUCUGGUUGUCACAGAUUCUUCAUCUGUUGUUGUCGGCUUUGUUCUUCUCGUCACAGAUUCUUCAUCUGUUGUUGUUUGGCGUGUUCUGAUUGUCGCAGAGUCCUCUUCCGUUGGUGUAGGCCUUGCUCUUCUGGUUGUCACAGAGUCCUCUUCCGUUGUCGUAGGUCUUGUCCUCCUCGUUGUCACAGAGUCCGCCUCCGUUGUCGUAGGCCGUGCUCUCCUCGUUGUCACAGAGUCCUCUUCCGUUGUUGUAGGUCGUGUUCUUCUGCCUGUCACAGAGUCCGCGUCCGUUGUUGUAGGUCGUGUUCUCCUCGUCACAGUGUCCCCUUCCGUUGUCGUAGGUCUCGUUCUCCUCGUUGUCACAGAGUCCGCCUCCGUUGUCGUAGACCUUGUUCGUCUGGUUGUCACAGAGUCCUCUUCCGUUGUUGUAGGUCGUGUUCUUCUGGUUGUCACAGAGUCCGCUUCCGUUGUUGUAGGUCGUGUUCUCCUCGUCACAGAGUCCUCUUCUGUUGUCGUAGGUCUUGUUCUCCUCGUUGUCACAGAGUCCUCUUCCGUUGUCGUAGACCUUGUUCUCCUCGUUGUCACAGAGUCCUCUUCCGUUGUCGUAGGUCUCGUUCUCCUGGUUGUCACAGAGUCCUCUUCCGUUGUCGUAGACCUUGUUUUUCUGGUUGUCAUAGAGUCCUCAUCUGUCGUCGUAGGUCGUGUUCUCCUGGUUGUCACAGAUUCUUCAUCUGUUGUCGUAGGUCUCGUUCUCCUCGUUGUCAUGGAGUCCUCUUCCUUUGUCGUAGAUCGUGUUCUCCUGGUUGUCACAGAUUCUUCAUCUGUUGUCGUAGGUCUCGUUCUCCUCGUUGUCACAGAGUCCUCUUCCUUUGUCGUAGAUCGUGUUCUCCUGGUUGUCACAGAUUCUUCAUCUGUUGCCGCAGGUCUUGUUCUUCUGGUUGUCACAGAGUCCUCUUCCGUUGGUGUAGGCCUUGUUCUCCUCGUUGUCACCGAGUCCUCUUCCGUUGUUGUAGGCCGUGCUCUCCUCGUUGUCACAGAGUCCUCUUCCGUUGUUGUAGGUCGUGUUCUUCUGGUUGUCACAGA